AUGAGUAAAGAUAUUAUUCAGAAUUAUGAAGAUAUUGCUUCUCGUAUCAGUGAUUACAUUAAAGAAGGUAAUUUCUUUUAUAUAUUUGAAAUCGAAGACAUCAAAAAGAUCAUGAAAAAUUCAAAUUUUACAGCAAACGACUUUGUUACUCUUAUUGAACAGUCGCACCAUACUAUCAAAGCAAAUGAAUUAUAUAUCUGCACUCGAAAUACUAAUAUUCAUAUUCAAAGCUUUGAAGAUGUCAUUUCAACACUGAAAUCAGUCAAAAAGUACAUGAAACUGGGAAUACUUAAUGGCAUUAUUGACUUUUUAGAUCAAAAAGCGAAAGAAAUGUCUGAUUCUACAGAGAAAAUCCAAAAACUUCAAACAGAGCUAAACAAAAUUCAAAAACAAAAACAAAAAAGUGACAAUGAAAUAAAAUCUCUUCAAUCACAACUCAAUCAAAUCAAUGAAACAACUAAUCAAGAAGCAUUCUUAGAAAAAAUUUCAGAACUCAAGAAAUCAGAUGAUUUCGAAAGUAUCUAUAAUUUCUUUGAAGAACUUUCAUCUCAAGGGAAUCAAACUAUUAUUUCAAAAGCAUGUGAAGAAGGACUUUGGAAAAAAAUGACUCCUAAGGAUUCUAAAUAUGAUGAAAGUCGGAAUGUGCUUCAUGAAGCAUGUAAAAAAGGAAAUCUUAAACUUGUCAAAUCUCUCAUUGAAUGUGGCUGUGAUAAAGAAACAAGAAGUUAUUAUGAUUUUACUCCACUCAUUUGUGCAUCAAGAGAAGGUCAUCUUGAAGUUGUAAAAUAUCUGAUCUCUAUUGGAGCUGAUAAAGAAGCAAAGGAUAGUAAUGGAUGUACUCCACUCAUUCAGGCAUCAAAUUCAGGUAAACAUGAAAUUAUUAAAUACCUUAUCUCUAUUGGAGCUGAUAAAGAAGCAAAAGAUCAAUGGGGAAAUACUCCACUCAUUUGA
Trichomonas vaginalis G3 is the source of this 951-nucleotide messenger RNA. Its product is annotated as protein ubiquitination. Lineage: Eukaryota; Parabasalia; Trichomonadida; Trichomonadidae. The coding region runs from base 1 to 951 and encodes 316 amino acids. The transcript has a single exon. Gene Ontology annotation, molecular function: protein binding. The record is from RefSeq and is a predicted model, not a curated record.